Lactuca saligna is the source of this 555-nucleotide messenger RNA. The record is from the annotation of a GenBank genome assembly. Lineage: Eukaryota; Viridiplantae; Streptophyta; Magnoliopsida; Asterales; Asteraceae.
AUGACAUCCAGGAGGUUUACAGUGGAAGGUACAACCAGUGACAUCCAGGUUGGUGGAGUUACCCCAAAGAAGGGUGGAACAGAGCAUUUAGGGCUCCCUAUUUUCAACUCAGUUGCAGAUGAAAAAUCUGAAACCAAGGCUAAUGCAUCUGUAAUUUAUGUGCCUCCACCAUUUGUUGCAGCAACAAUCAUGGAAGCAUUAGAGGUUGAACUGGAGUUGAUUGUUUGCAUUACAGAAGCAAUUCCACAACAUGACAUGGCUGCUCUUAUUAAGCAGUCAAAAACUCGACUGAUUGGACCAAAUUUCCCUGGUAUCAUUAAGCUUGAAGAAUGCAAGACCAGAAUCAUGCCUGGUUACAUUCAUAAAACAGGGUGUAUUGGUAUUGUAUCUCGAUCUGGCACACUAACUUAUGAAGCGGUAUACCAAACUACUACUGUAGGGCUAGGUCAAUCCGCACGUGUAGGUAUUGGUGAGGAUCCUUUUAACAAGAUCAACUUUGCUGAUUGCAUGAGAAAAUUCGUUGAUGACCCUCAGACAGAAGAUUGUGCAGCUUGA